GUAAACAAAGUGUGUUUAACCAAUCUAGCAGACAAAUAUUUGUUCUGGAAGCUGCCUCAUCCGACAGGAGACACACACACACGUCUGUAGUCGUGUGCUAUAUAUAUGGUCACAGUCCUAAGUCCUACUGGACCAGUACUGCAUGUGCGCACACACAAACAGAAAAGUGGAUCCAUCGGUGACCUGAGCCAGACCUUUUCUUGGACACGGACUCACCUGAACCUGGCAGCUAAUUCACUCUUUCCAAGUGUUACUAAGCCAACAUGGCGGCAGGCGUCAUCAGGAACUUCCUUGUCCAGGCCCCGACUCCAGCCUACUUCCCCCUGAUUUUCCAGCACUCUCCAUGCAAAGAAGACGAAGAAGAGGAGAAGCAGGAGGAAAAGCCAGAGGAGAGGGAAGAUGAAGAAGAAAGAGAAGAAGAGGAGGAGGAUGAAGAAUCUGAAGCUCAGGAGGAAGAAGAAGAGUGUUUAGAGGAGGUUUUUCUAAACCCGUCCCACUGCGCUUUGGAUGUGACCAAGCAGCUGCUGAGGUUUGCAGACCUCAUCAGUCGUGAUGUUCAGAGGUAUUUCGGCCGCUGCUCUGGUGACCAAGAGGCUUGUGACAUCUACAGCGACUCUGUCUCCGUCACAACCAGCGGGCGUCUGCGUUACUACGAUGACCUGCUGAGAAUAGCAAGAGCAGGAAGUCCAGAGGAGCAAGAAGGCAGCUUUGGGAUUUGUAGUGAUCAUCAACGAGUCGGGGUUGCUAAGGGCAACAGCAGUUUGGGGCCCCUGGCUGAACUGUUCAACCACAUGGGCCCCAGCCAGAGCCGUGGUCGACCCAUGAUCAAGCGGCACCUGCCGCUCAGUUUCUGGACUGAGCCGAUCCCCUGCUGCUCACUGGUCAGUUUCAGUAACGCACCUGAAUUCACACACACAAGCAGUGACACACCUUCACAGGACAACACACACACAGACUCUGACACACACAUGCACUAUAAUGCACUCACGCACCACAACACACACACACCCAUCGACAACAAUCAACCAGACUUUAGUGACUUGCUGGCAAACUGGGAUCCAAACCCAGAGCUCACACACGCACUGACGGAGAACACACACAUGCAGCACUGAAGGCUGCUGGGACUCACAGUUGAGUGUAAACAUUCCUCCUUUACAGUUUUGAUACGCAGUUGUAAAAAGUUUAA
Toxotes jaculatrix (banded archerfish) is the source of this 1186-nucleotide messenger RNA. RefSeq names its product protein PERCC1. The record is from RefSeq and is a predicted model, not a curated record. The transcript has 2 exons. The coding region runs from base 264 to 1112 and encodes 282 amino acids. Lineage: Eukaryota; Metazoa; Chordata; Actinopteri; Toxotidae.